AUGUCACGGAAGGAGCACUUUGACAGUGAAGUCGUUGGACUGAAGGUGGAGCCUGAUUUUGAUAGAGAUCGGACCAAUGGCUGUUUGAGUUGGAGGACUUCACCUGCAAUGUUUGGAAAGGGUGGGGGUGACGGCUUCAACAAAUCAAAUGUUUGGGAAAAGUUUGCUAAUGUUUCAAAGAUUUGGGGAAAAUCUGCUAAUGUUUUAAAGGUUUGGAGCUUCUAUACAUACACAUUUAGAGAGGAGUUUGGUGUGGGAGGUAAUGGCCCUUGUGGUCAUCACAAACCUUAUACUCUCUUUUUAUCUCAACAUGUACUUGUUUCUUGCUUUUUCUUCCUACCUUUUUCUCACCAUGCCUUGAGCUUCAUUAUUACAACUUGCCAUCUCUUUGCAAUUAUCAGUUCAUCCAUAAUGAAAAUCAAGAAAAUGUUGGAAAAUGGAUUUGAGGAAGAAGAAAAGGGAGAAGAGGGUGAAAUGGAGGAUUUUAAGGAGAGUAAUUUGACGAAGGAAAGGUUUAAUCUUGGUGGUGGUGGUGGUAUUACUGGAAUGAGUGCUCAGGUCGGUGCUGGUGGAGGGGUGGCUCAGCCGUGGUGUGUGGUGGACAAGUGUGAGGUUGAUCUGAGAGGUUGCAAGAAGUAUUAUCAAAGGCACAAGGUUUGUGAGAUCCAUUCCAAGGCUCCUGAGGUUAUUGUUUCAGGGGUGAGGCAGAGAUUCUGUCAGCAGUGCAGCAGAUUUCACGAGGUCUCAGAAUUCGAUCAGACAAAGAGGAGUUGCCGCACGCGUUUAGCAGGCCACAAUGAGCGGCGUAGGCAGAGCUCUUCAAGACUCAUGAAGAGGGCUCAAACCUCACAGGAUUCAAGGACAGAGUCCAGGGAGCUUAAUGGCUUUCUCUGAGAAGCAAAGUUACAAGAUCGCCCGAAUGUCUCUCUAGGAUAUGCUUACUCUCUUCUGUCAUGAAAUUACAAAUUUAUUCCCCGACCCCUUUCAGGAUGUUCUUUUGAGCUAUUGCGCGUCACAGGAUUAAGAACAUUGCAACCGCAAGUUCAUUAUUAGCUUUCUUUUAGUCUAGAUGUAGCAGUUUCUGGAGACUAAUAUGAUAUAGUGGAUUUGGUGCCAGGUCCUAUGAUAUUUACUUUUCUAUCUCUGUAUCAUAACAUUUGUACUCUUAUGGCAUUUUUCUGUUUGAGUUGA
This is a messenger RNA of Olea europaea var. sylvestris, 1191 nucleotides long. RefSeq lists its product as uncharacterized. The transcript is spliced from 4 exons. Gene Ontology annotation, cellular component: nucleus. Bases 1 to 894 code for a protein of 297 amino acids. The record is from RefSeq and is a predicted model, not a curated record. Gene Ontology annotation, molecular function: DNA binding. NCBI's taxonomy places the organism in Eukaryota, Viridiplantae, Streptophyta, Magnoliopsida, Lamiales, Oleaceae.